Pangasianodon hypophthalmus (striped catfish) is the source of this 1865-nucleotide messenger RNA. RefSeq names its product popeye domain containing 3 (gene popdc3). The coding region runs from base 634 to 1497 and encodes 287 amino acids. The record is from RefSeq and is a predicted model, not a curated record. The transcript has 3 exons. Gene Ontology annotation, molecular function: cAMP binding. NCBI's taxonomy places the organism in Eukaryota, Metazoa, Chordata, Actinopteri, Siluriformes, Pangasiidae. Gene Ontology annotation, cellular component: sarcolemma.
CUAGCACAUGGACUCAGUCGUCCCUCCAUACACACUUCAGAGGAAGUGAACAUGCUGCUCUGUUAACAUGUCAUCUCUAACUUUCUUUCUCUGAUGGUGAAUCUGUUUGUUGGUGAUUAUUUGGUGGACACCAGGACCUCGGAGAUGACCUGAGUAGUCUAAUACAUUACAUAGAUCCCAGUUUAUUUGAAGCUGUGAGUAAAAAAAGAGCAUACUGACUCAUGCUUUGGCAUGUAACUGGAGACUAGUUUCACAUAUUUUGCGCGUAAAGCCUACUCCAGUCUUCUGUUCCAUACUUAUGAACAUAAUGUAGAUUCUUCUGUUGGAGAAGUGAGCACAUAUAACCCGCUCUAACGUUUCCCAGUGGUUAUUUUUGGGAAAGCAUUUCUGGGAGAGCUCUGCUUAACCUAACAAAACACUGUUCCAAGGGGAACAUGACUAACGCGCUCUCAUGCGUCCGGGACAACUCCGAAAUACCAGCUGUUUUGCGCUUUUAUUUUGAUGAAUUAACCCUUCCAGUUUGAUCUAGUAGGCAAUAAUAGGGGCUGGAGUGAUAAUCUGUAUGUGGGACUGGACACCUGCGGCACUGGAUGUGAUUUACAGAAGCCUUUCUGCGAUUAAAGAGGUGGGAUUAUGGAGCCUGGGAUGCUUCUGGAGCAGAAUGACUCUAGUUUGAGCGCGGUGCCACUGGCACAUCCGCUGUGCUCAGAAUGGAGGAGAGACCCCGAAGGAUCUGUUUUUCACCUCGCUAAUAUCCUGCUGGUGCUGGGCUUCAUGGGCGGUAGUGGAUUUUACGGAUUGAUCUACAUGUUUAGUCUGAUGUCGCUCGGGUUUUUGUGCUACUCCUUUUGGGCAUGGUCCAAUCCGUGCACCACGGACUCCUUCUCCUGGGCUUUUGUCCUCUUUGUCAUUUCUGUUGCUCAGGUCGUCCAUGUCGCGUACCGCCUGCGGAGUGUGACUUUCGAGAAGGAUUUCCAGGAUCUCUAUGGAUGCAUGUUCCAAAAGUUGGGAGUGUCUCUCAGUCACUUCGCCAAGAUCGUCUCUUGUUGCGAGCAGGAAAUCCAUACUAUUGAAAAAGAGCACUAUUUUGCAGUCGAGGGCAAAACUCCUAUCGAUAAACUGUCUGUUCUGCUCUCCGGGAGAAUCCGUGUUACAGUGAAUGGAGAAUUUCUACACUACAUCUACCCUUUCCAGUUCUUGGAUUCACCUGAGUGGGAUUCACUCAGACCGUCGGAGGAGGGAGUUUUCCAGGUUACACUAAGAGCAGAUGAUCCCUGCAGGUAUGUGGCUUGGAGACGCAAGAAGUUAUAUCUGCUCUUCGCCAAACACCGAUACAUCGCCAAGAUAUUCGCACUGGUGGUGCGCAAUGACAUCGCCGAUAAGCUGUACUCUCUGAACGACAGAGCUCUGGACGCACACGGCUUCCGCUAUGAUAUGCGUUUACCCAGCUUCUGCCACACGCCACAGGCACCGCUAGAAAAACCACACACCAGCUAGAGAGGUCACGUGACCCCGACCUGGAACGUCCUCCCACUCAUCCAGGAGAAAGGAAGUCUUAAAGAAAGCAGAAGGAAAUCCACGAGGUGGUGGAGGUGUAUUUCUUAUACACACUUGCCUUUUGCAAUGUGUGUUAGUUGCACAUCGUGUGUUAGUCCUGAUGUUGGAUGUUCAGUACAUCAGUCAUGCCUCAAAUACAAGCUUUAUUGUGAUGCAUUCUUAGUCUAUUAUUUGCAUAAAAGAAAAAAAUGGUCUAAAGUUGCCAUUAGGAUGAAUGUUUGAACAGCUCUUUGAAUGUUCUGUCUAAAAGACAUUUAGCUCAUGCUUUUGCAGAUCUGAAUUCCCAAAUAAAGGAGAUUUUGUAAUCA